AUGGCGGAGCCCACGGUGUGCUCGUUCCUCACCAAGGUGCUGUGCGCGCACGGCGGCCGCAUGCUGCUGCAGGACCUGCGCGGCCACGUGGAGCUGUCGCCCGCGCGGCUCGGGGACGUGCUGCAGCGCGCCGGGCCCGAGCGCUUCCUGCUGCAGGACGUGGAGGCCGAGGCUGGCGGCGCCCGGGCCUGUAGGGUGGUGGCCGUGUCCUCCGCGCGCCUGUGCGCCCGCUACCAGCGCGGCGAGUGCCGAGGCUGCGACCAGCUGCACUUCUGCCGCCGGCACAUGCUGGGCAAGUGCCCGCAUCGGGACUGCUGGUCCACCUGCAGCCUGUCCCAUGACAUCCACACCCUGGUGAACAUCCAGGUUCUGAAAAACCACGGGCUCUUUGGCCUCAACGAAGCCCAGCUUGGGGUGCUGCUUUUACAGAAUGACCCCUCCCUUUUACCGGAGGUCUGUCUGCUGUACAACAAAGGUGGUGACUCCCUCUACGGGUACUGCAACCUCAAGGACAAAUGCACCAAAUACCAUGUCUGCAGAGCCUUCGUCAGGGGGGAGUGCAGAUCCCAGACCUGCACGCGGUCCCACGAGCUCGUUCAUGCCUCCACCCUGCACCUGCUGCAGGACCAAGGACUGAGCAUCGCGAGUGUUGAGAAUUUUCAGAUCAUUGCGGCCUACAAGCAUACAAAGCUGCACGAGAGGCUCAAACACACAGAUGACGUGGUGGUGGCCCCUGAGCAUCCGCAGAGCCCUGAGAAACGAGGAGCCCACGCAGUGGGGGCUAAGGACGUCCGGCCCCCUGUCCCUGUUGCUGCUCAGGCAGCCGUGAGGCCGUGCCCAGCUGACCCCUACAGGGCAUCAAAGCAGUGGAAAGCAGCUUGUCCAUCCUGGAAGAUCUGAGAACUAGGCGACCAUGCAUUCCUGUCACUCGCUGUUGCUGUGCUGACUCCGGCCUCUGCACUUAGAUAUGGAAGGGACAACGUGCACCAAGAGGCGAGGAUUGCCAGUGGGUGUUUGGGGGUGAGCUUGGAUGCAGAGCCAACCAAAAGAGGGGAAAAUUUGAAUGCACAGCCGCAGGGCGCCUUCCCCAGCCUGCUGGGGCCGAUUCCUGCAGAUCUUGGGAUCCCCUCCCACCUCGCCUUCCACAGUCACGGUUUACACUGUGAUAACUGUGGGAUAUGUACACUUCGCACACAGGUUUUUACCUUGCUGUUUCAGAAGCACCCUUCCAUGUUCGUUCACAUCUAUACAUAAUCUUGUUUUUUGCACACAUCCAUUAAUAUGUCAAACUACCUCCCCUCAUUCUGGCAUAUUUCAGUUCUAAUGAAUUUUAAAUGUAACUCUUUGUAAAAUCUUUACAGUAUUGAACUUACAAAUCCGUUCUUUACUUUUGCUGAGCUUAGGGGUGCUAAAUAACACUAUCGUCUUAGUAAUAUUCCUAACACCUGUAUCCUGUGUGUUUGCAGGGAUGCAUUUUCUACAUGGCCUUUUAUUGUUGAGCCUCCCUCCUUUUAUUGUUGUGCCUUUUAUAUUCUCAGGAAGGCAUCAACCAUACAGUGCCUGUGAAAGCCAAGUUUUGGGGGGUUCAUCCUCAGCCAGCACCACGCAGCUAAAUAGUCUUGGGGCUGUCAGCAGAGAUUUCUGUUUCACCUGCCUUUUUCACCUUUUAUUGAGCUUUUGCCAAAGCCCACCUGCUAUAGUUUGAAGGAUGCACAGGUCAUCCAUUCCCCCAGAUUGUAUGUUUUCUUUUCUUUUUUUUAAUCAGUACCGGCGAUCGAACUCACAACCAUGCACUUGCAAGGCAGGCACUCAUGCUGCUGAGCUAAAUCCCCAGCCCUGUAUGUUUUUUUUUUUGAGGACAGGGGUGGACCCUCAGAAAUCUGUUUACUUCACCAGGCCGUGCAGAGACAUGCUGAGCUCUGUGUGUGCCAUGGGUACCAUGGAGUACGGCUGAGGCAGCACUGCUGUGCUUGGUGUAAUCAUGCCUCAGAUGUCACUGGGUAACAUGCUUUUUUAGAAAAAAAAUUAAUGUCCUGUAAUGUUGUGAAAUUUAAGAAAUAGGGACAAUAUAGUGAGUUUUUGUACAGCUGGGUUUUUGUAAUUUAGGGAAAUUUCAUCAUGAAGCGUUCUUCUCUGUUGGGAGAAAAAAUGCAAAACUGUCCUUUUCAAAGGGAGAGAGUCUGUGUUUUCCCCUAGUGGACAGUAACAGCUGUGCACCUGACAGUGAUCUUUGGUUGUCAGCAACAGUAUUUCUGAAAGCCUUGAUGGUCUGCACAUUUUGUUUCUCCUCCUCCACCUCUUUUAUUUUCUAGUUCUGAUUUUGUUCUGGUAUUAUUUUUUUCAGCACUAGAGAUCAAAUGCCUUACCACUGGGCUAUACUAUUCCCCCCAUCCUGGUGCUAACUUUUUUGAACAGUUUUUUAAAAAAUAUUAUUUUUAUGAUUUAUAUUUUAUGAUUGUACUGUGUAUAUUUUUGUUGUAAGCCAUCUUAAACCUUUCAUGGAAACUCCAUGGGGCACAGACCUAUGUCUGUUACAUUGAGGGACUUGGUUUAUGAAUUUUAUGUCAUUGUGUUCUUUUUAUGUAUCUUACACUUAUAUUCUUAUGUAUGAAGUUAUUGGCUCUCCGUAAUCUUUGUUGCAAUAUUUUAUUCAAUUCUAUAAUAUUCCAUUUUCUGAUUUUAAAAUACUCACUUUUAAUUGAGCUGUGUCUCUCUGGCUGCUUCAAUAUCUGGCUAAAUUAUAAUCUUUAAAAUAUUGGCUGUGCUUUCCAGACCCCAGCAAGGCCGCUGGUACAGCCUGUGUAGUGCUAGAUACCUGAUACUGCAGUGCUUUCUGCUUUUAUGUCCUGGCUUGGAGCGAAGACAUUACUGUUCUUCUUGGUAAUUCUAAUGCUGGGAAGUAAGACUUGUUUCCCACAUAGUGAGUUAAACUCUAUAUUUGAAUCUGUUUGAAUAAGUAUCACAUUGUUUGUUUGGUAUUCUACCUCCACUUUUUUUAAUAGUCAAAAAUCCUUUUUCUCCUAGUGAGUGUAUAAGGAAAAAGUCUUUUUCAUUGCUUCAGUUUGAUCCUCUUGGUCUAAAACUGACCCUUUAAGACUCAUAACUAAUUAUUUCCACCAUGGAUUGAGUCUCUUCAUUAUUGAUUUUUUUCAUUUUCCUUUGUUAUUAUUUUGUCUAGGUUUUAUAAAUCUCGUAUUAUGUUAAUUCCUUCUUGUAUGUUAUAUGUCAGUAUUACUGCUCAGUUUGGGGAUCUGUCUUUAGUUAAUCAACUGUUUAUUUUUUGGUGAAUAGUUGUUAAUGGUCUAUUUGUUUUUUUCUAAAUACAAAAAUCAUAGCUGAAAAAUGAGUUUUCUUAUGUAUGUUUAUUGUUUUGUGUUAAAUACAAAAUGUGAUAAAAUUUUUUGUAUUUCUUCAUUAAGUAUGAAGUUAGUGGUUUUAGAUGAAUGUUCUUUUUAAAAUAAGAGAAAUAGUAUCUAUUCUUAUUUGUUGGAAGCUAAAAGCUUGAUAAAACGAAUUGGUAUCUUUUGAUAAAAUCAUAUUUUUAUCAUUUAAUUGCUUAUAUUAAAGGCUUUCAUGAUAUUUCAAGCUUUUUUUUUUGGUACCAGGGAUUGAACUCACAACCUCAUGUUUGCCAGGCAGGUUCUUGUGCCACUGAGUUAAAUCCCUGGCCUACGCUUUUAUAAUAUUGAAACGUCUUUCAAUUCAUGAAAUAAACUCUACCUGACUAUAUGUUCUUUUAAUGUAUAUUUUUUUUCUGCUUGGUAUACAUCUAUACAAGCAUUAAUAAAAUGUAUUAUAUUUUAUGUAUGUAGUAAUUUGAUAUAUGGUCAAAUAAAAAUUUUGUUCUAGGUA
Molecule: messenger RNA, 3852 nt
Organism: Cavia porcellus (domestic guinea pig)
Lineage: Eukaryota; Metazoa; Chordata; Mammalia; Rodentia; Caviidae
Gene: Zc3hav1l
Product: zinc finger CCCH-type containing, antiviral 1 like
Exons: 4
Coding region: 1-900 (299 amino acids)
Source: RefSeq, a predicted model, not a curated record